CUACACAUAAAGUCGUGAGCUCUGAGAAUUUAGGAGGGGAUAAAGCAGAAAAAGAGGAGAGGGAGGAUAAAUUAAAGUCCAAGACAAGAAGAGGAGGAGGAGAAGGAGAAUAUAAUCAUAUAGAGUGCUCAUAAGGAGGGAACUCCUUAAGAGAGAGAGAGAGAGAGAGAGAGAGAGAGAGAGAGAGAGAGAGAGAGAGAGAGAGAGAGAGAGAGAGAUUCCAGCUGAUCACUGGAAAGCAGCAGCAGCAGCAGAACUCGGAUCGGCUGCAUGAGAAUCCCUCGGUGUGGUCAUGUCUGGAUUCUUUCUAUCUGUGCUGUUGCUCCUCCCGCUGGUGGCCUCUGUCCCCUCCCCCUCCAGGUCACCUCCCAAAUACUGCCGAAGAUGCUGCGAUCACCUGGAUCCGCCUGUAAGCAACUCGCCCCAACCCGUGGCCUAUCAGACGCCAGAGGUUCGCACGUUCAUUAACAUGACCAUUCUCAAAGGAGAUAAAGGUGAUCGAGGUGAGAGAGGAACUCCGGGGAAACCAGGAGCAGAAGGUUCUCCAGGUCCCAAAGGAGCCAUUGGUCCUAAAGGCAGCAAAGGGCAGGCCGGAGCUCCUGGAGACCCCUGUAAGAGCCAGAAAUCGUCCUUCUCAGUGGGCCGCCGAAAGGCCCUCCACAGCGACGACUAUUACCAGGCACUACUCUUUGACACCGUGUUUGUCAAUCUUGACGAACACUUCAACAUGUUUAAAGGCAAGUUCUACUGCUAUGUGCCGGGUAUCUACUUCUUCAACAUUAACAUCCACACAUGGAACUUUAAGGAGACCUAUCUGCACCUGAUGCAGAACGAACGCGAGCAGGUUAUCCUGUACGCACAGCCCAGUGACCGCUCCAUCAUGCAGAGCCAGAGUGUCAUGCUUUCUCUCGAGCUUAACGACGAAGUCUGGGUGCGCCUCUACAAGCGGGAGCGGGAGAAUGCCAUAUACAGCGAUGACGUUGACAUAUACAUCACCUUCAACGGCUACCUUGUGGCUCCUGCUGCAUAGAAAUGGCAUCACAGGAAUGGUUUCCCAAUACUGAGAGUGGGAAUUAUGGAUUAAGUCUUCUCUCAGGGAAAACGUGCCAAUGGAGUUCUAUGAAGAGGAAGGAAGCAGUGCCAAUUGAAUAAUUAACAAUGCAUUAGGUACAGUUAGCUAACAGAUGAUUUACAUAUUGGUGCUAAAAUAGCUGACUCACUAACAAUUUGAUUCGGUACUUUUGGUUUUAUCGGGGUUUUUUUUGCUGUUACAUAUGAUUAAUUUGGCUGCAGGGCAGCUUCAAUGGGCAAAACUAUGCAAAAUAUCAUAGAUCCGUUAAAUCUCCUCAGAAGCUUCUUCUGAGCACAGCAAUGUACAUUGUGAAAUGAAAACAGGUCACCUGUACUGUACUGUAUCUGUACUUCCAAAAAAAAAAAAAAAAAGGGGGUUGACUGGAAAAUACUCCAGACUUAUAUAAGCGUUUGGCUUGGAACAUAGUCUUUACUUAUUACCAUGUCUCUAGAGCCAGCCUGGUCUGAGUAACAGUUUUUAGUUGUUGACUUGAGGCCUUUGCUUAUACCAGCUGGCCAGGCUUUUUCAGUGCCAUUAACACCAAUACAGAGGGACAGGAGUAAAGGUGUAGCAGCAAUAAACCUAAAACCUAUUAACCUGCUAUCUUUAAAAAACAUACAAAAAAAAAUUCAGUCCAUUUUUUGCAUAAGUGCAUAAAUAAUGCAUUCAUUAGUUGACUAUCUAGAUGGUACGGGAUGAAUACGUUAGGGUUAGAUGAAUUAUAUCAUCUUAUCCCAUUGAAUUUAUACUGUUGGUGUAAUGAUGUACUGUACCAUUGGAUUUAUAUAUUUGCUGGUAUAAGUGACCAGCUUCCCUGCAGCUGGCUUUUUAUCAGUGACCAUAACUAUGUUUUCUUCCUUUUGGUGCAUUUUAGCAGGUUAUUAACAUGUCAUAGCUAAUGUCUUGUUGCUUCGGUGCCAAUAAAUUUGGCAAGUGUGACAUUUGUUUUUAAAUGAAAAAUAAUUAAAUCAAUCAAUCAAUCAAUCAAUCAAAUAAGUCGUUAGUUAAAUGUCAAGUUAAAGGAGGUAAACUAUAUUGUGUAAAUAGCCUUGUGUAAAUUACCCUUAAUGUAACUAAGUCAGUGAUUUAAUUUUUGUACCAAAGUGGUUAAAUAUCCUUGGAUUGGCAGAUUCUCUGAUUCCUAAUCUUUAAUUUUGCUAGAUUCAUAUCAUCUUAGGCAUUUUAAUGAUGAUCAUGAAAAUAGCAACUGGGCAAGAAGAGGAAAACCUGUCUAAUGCCCAACCAAAUUAGCAUUAGAGAUAUGAAAGACCACUAAACUAUGUUUGCCCAUACAAAAAAUGAUGCCUGAAAGCUUUUAAACAUGCCCCCUGUGUUGAGAUAAUGCACCAUGAGGGACUAUAAUUUGAACAUGAUUUAGCACUUAAGUAUGACAAAAAGGAGGCUUUAUCGUAAAACGACCAUAAAGCAUAUCCAACUUGCAAUCCCUUUUAAACAGUUUCGCUCAAUAAAUGUACUUUCCUUACUUUUGUGGAAAUGCUCCCUAUUACUCAUGAAUGCAUUGUGGAUUGCUCAAAAGGUACAGCUAGGAAGAAAUGAGGGACAUUGGGACAUCGAGGAAAUAAACAGAGUGGUGUAAAAGUGUCUAAAGUGAGCUGUCUUAAUACUGUGCCACUGAUAUUGAUUAUAUCUGAAAGAAAAAGAGGCCACCCAUCUGCCUCUGUAAGGAAACCCAGCUGCGUUAGAGCUGCUAUGUUUAUAGACACCAGAAACAGGAAACCAGACCAACUAUAUGUAAUCACAACCAGAUAACAAGUCAGUGACAGCGAGAGAGUAAUAAAGGACAGUGGGUGGUUCUUGCUCAAAAUAUAUAAACCACACACCACUUUAGUUUUUUUUUUUUCUCCCAUUAACCAAUAUUAGUCAGUAAUACAGCCAAAGACAGCUUAUAGAGCUUGCCAAUGAAGAACGUAGAUUAGACUUAUAUUUGCUGUUAAAGAAAUUUUUACUAUCCAAAAUGGCUUAGUUAUGGGCAGACAAAAACCACUCUUGGCUGAAGCAACACAACACUGAUGUUAUUACUCUAUAAACAAUUAAAUGAAAGGCUAUGAGCAGGUCACUCUGAGACAACGUCUACAGAAAACACCAGCCGUUUAUAUCUUUGUGCAUACAGUUCCACUGUAUAAAUGUGGUUUUAAUGGCAUUGAGGAGGUUUAUAGUGUUUGCUGAUUUUGGAUCAGUUUUCUGCAUGUAUGUGUGAGAGUCUGGGUUUUUGUUUAGUCUUGAUUUCCAGGUUGUUUUGCAGCCGUAACCUCAAAUUUAGCCCUUGCCUUUGACAACUAGUGCAAUAGCAAGUAUCUGUCAGAAACAGAUACUCUUUGUUGAGGCAUUGUCUGAGUUGUGACAGUUCUACUUACUUCACCGUGCUUCUAGAAAAUACACCUAGGUGCAUUUCUGUUGAUCCUAAAAUCAAAAACCUGAACCACAGAAAAACCUCAGAGUCAGGCUUGUCUUGGGUGGAGAUAAUACAUCACAAGGAAAUCAAUAGAACAUCAUUUCAAGUGGUCCUACAAUCAAAAACAUACCUCAGAGUGAGGCUGGUAUUAGCUGGAGUCAGCAUAUCAUUUAUUUCCAGUUAGCAUAUGAGUAAAUUUAUUUUCAGCUGAUUUUGCUAUGAUAAUUGACCCAGAACAAGGCUAGGUUUGGUCGAAGUAAGAAUGCAACAAGAAGGAUAAUAUAAAAAUUUCAGUUUCUGCCGUUUAAUCAAACCCUAGAAGAAAGACUAGUAUUGAAUUGAGUUAAUACAAGAAAAGUAAACAUUUUAUGAGAUUUUCAGGUGGAACUACGAUCAAAAGAUUCACUCUAUGUAAGACAAGUAUUAUGUGGAAUUUGUACAUGACGAGAAAAUUCCUUUUUAGUUAAUAGUACAAUCAAAACAUGCCUCAAAGCAAUGCUAGUAUUUUCUGUACUUAUGUUACAACAAAAUUUAUUUUGAAGGAGAUUUUCUUAUCAAAACAUGCCUUAGAGUGAGACUAGUAUUAGCUAUAGCUAGCAUUUAUAAUAUUUCCAGAAAAAAUUUUGCAGUCUGCAUAACGAUCCAGUUUUUGCUUGACGUUAGCAUAUCACAAGAAGGUUAAGAUAAGAUUUACAGGAGAUUCCUACUAUCCAAACACUGACCUGAAGUGAAACUAGCACUGUCUAGAGUUCGCAUUUAACAAGAAAGCCCAUUUGUGAGAUUUUCAAUUGAUCCUACUGAAAAAAAAAAUGACUCAGAGUAAGGCUAGUAUUCUCUUCAAGGCAUAGUAUAUCAGAAGAUUCAUUUCAAGGUGAUAAUACUUUUAAACAUGUCUCAGAGUUAAGUUUGUAUCAGCUGGAGUUAGCACAUCAAAAGAAAGUCUAUUUAUGAGCUAUUCAGUCGAUCCUACCAUCAAAAUGGGCUCAAAAUGUGGCAGGCACUGGGUUUCUCAUGUAACAAGAAAGUUUGUUUUUGAUAUUUUUACGAGAUUCUAGAAUCCAAAACCUGACUCAGAGCAAGGCUCAGAUUUUAAGGUUACAGUACCAUCAAAAACAUGCCUUAGCUUCAGUUAGCAUGCCAGACAAACGUUUAUUUAUGAGAUUUCCAGGUAUUUUACUAGUGAAAAGUUGACUCAGGUUAAGGCUAGUGUUGUUUGGAGUUGUUAUAUUACAAGAAAGUCAUUCUUUCAGGUUAUCAUACUGCUGGUUGUUAAACAGAUCAAACAUCUGACUGAAAGGAAAGCUUUAAUUGACUCACACAAGAAUAUUACCAUGCUAACAUUAAAGUUGGUUAGCCAUUUCAAAAUUGAGCUUAGCAAAACACGGCUCAUAUAGUUUAACCUUGCCAGCAUACUUUAUUGCUCAACCAAAAUCUGUUCCAUUCUACAUCUAAUCCAGAUGUUACUGUGGACUUUCAGAUAACUGGAAUUAAACAAGGAUGCUAGAACAAGAACACCAAACAUGGAGCACUAACCACAAAGGUUGUGGAGAAGUUCAUAUUUCUGUCCCGGUGAUUUGGCUGCUCUUUAAAAGUCGAUAAUUGAGGUACAAUUCCGCUUUCCACACUUAAGCAAUGUACAUGUCAGCUGUUGAAAUUAGAUCAUGUUUUCAAUUACAAAAAAAUGUUCAGAUAUUGCUGGGAUUUAAACACCUGGUUAUUCUUCAUGUGUUUCUGAUGCCAGGCCUAAAGAUUGGUGCUUUAUUAUAAAGGUGCUAAAUUGUAAGUUUACUAGCAAAGGUGCACUUUUUGUAUACAUGAAUAUAAAUAUGGCUUGUAUUGUGUAAAUACAUUUUUUAUAUGCCAAAUAUUACCAUUAAAAUCUGCAGCAAAGUAA
Tachysurus fulvidraco (yellow catfish) is the source of this 5379-nucleotide messenger RNA. RefSeq names its product C1q and TNF related 6b (gene c1qtnf6b). The transcript is spliced from 3 exons. The record is from RefSeq and is a predicted model, not a curated record. NCBI's taxonomy places the organism in Eukaryota, Metazoa, Chordata, Actinopteri, Siluriformes, Bagridae. The coding region runs from base 293 to 1030 and encodes 245 amino acids. Gene Ontology annotation, molecular function: protein binding.